CUCUAACGAAAGCAGACCAACAACAAAACGCACAUUAAAAUGCAGAUGAUAACAACACCUAUACUGAAACUUAUAGACAAUUUUCAAAAUAGCAAUUCACCACCAUAGCUCACCCAACCAUAGCGAACGAAACCAUCUUGGUCCCACCUGGCUUCACGCCCUUCCAGGACCCCUUCUUCAUCGUAGAGACAAUCUGCAUCAUCUGGUUUUCCUUUGAACUAAUUGUGCGCUUGCUCUGUGCUCCGAGCAAGGUGCACUUCUUCAAGGACGUCAUGAACACCAUCGACUUCUUCGCCAUCAUUCCCUAUUUCGUCACCCUGGGUACGGAGCUGGCCAGGGACAAAACCGAGCAACCGUCCGUGUCCCUUGCCCUCAUCAGAGUCAUCAGGCUGGUGAGGGUCUUCAGGAUCUUCAAACUCUCUCGUCACUCAAAGGGCCUCCAGAUCUUGGGUCAGACGCUGAAGGCCAGCCUCAGAGAGCUCGCCCUGCUCAUCUUCUUCCUCUUCAUCGGAGUCAUACUCUUUUCUAGUGCUGUCUACUUUGCAGAGGUCGACAGCCCUAACACAUCGUUCACCAGCAUCCCUGAGGCGUUCUGGUGGGCUGUUGUAUCCAUGACAACGGUCGGCUAUGGGGACAUGUACCCGGAGACGGUGGGCGGUAAGCUGGUGGGCUCCAUGUGCGCCAUCGCCGGCGUGCUCACUAUAUCUUUGCCAGUCCCGGUCAUCGUGUCUAACUUCAGCUAUUUCUACCACCGUGGGAAUGAGUGUGAGGACACGACCGAGUACAACCAUGUCCCCACGUCCGUCUGGGAGGGAGAGGACGGUGAAGAGGGAGAAGAUGAGGAAGGAUUGGAAGAGGAGAAAGAACACAAGGGAGAUUAUGCCCCAUUGUACGGACAGGACACCAGGGCUAUCUGCCCCCCGCUCAAUGGGACUCUCCUGGCAGGACUCUGUGACGGACAGGAAGCUGGUGAACGCAGAGGGUUUAACUUCUACCUCAAAGAACCUCUGGUCACUCAGGUUUGAUCGAGAAAACACUUAAAACUGCUUCAAAUCCAGAAAAGGAGAGUAUCAAGAAGUAUACUUCUGAGUGAAAGAAACAUGUACACAAGGAUUUGUACUGAUAUAAGCUGAAUGUGUUACAUUUGAGGCUUCUGUGUGAUUAUAUGAUUGAUUGAUAUACACUAGGCAUCUGUUUUUCUUAAUACAUAUGAGUUAAUCGUCUUAAAACGAACAAAAGGUUGUUUGGCAAAACGUACCUUUAAAGACAAUGUCAAGACUCUUUAGAUAACUAUUUUACCCACUGAUCAACUAAACAAAAGAUUUUAUGACAUUCUCUGCAUUCUUGCUCGUUUUAGGCAGGAAAUAUAAUUUAGAGAAACAUGUUGCAGAGACAUACAACACUUAUUAUCAUGUUGCAGUAUAACAUAUAUGUUAUACAAUCCCUGUUUAUUGAUGUCACUAUUACUGUUGUGGACAAUAAAAAGUGUGCCAUGUAGGAAAUCCAUUAACCGCACAUUAGUCUGAUGCCGUACACUGCAAUGCCCUGAACUGCUGCUGUGCACAUGCUCUUUAAUAGAUGAAUGUGCAGUAAGGGUUACAGUUGCUUAUGACCUGUAAUGGUCAGAGUUAUGGGAGAAAUGUGACGCAAUAAUCUUGUGCUGAUGUUGACAACAAAGAAAUCGCUCAUCAUGGAGGUGGUGGUGACAGAGUUCAUGUAGUUGGAAUGAAUCCAGUUUGUAUGUUCCAUACAGCCGUGUAAUACAUACAGCCUCGAGAGAUGGUUGGAAAACUGAUAUCAGGUCAGCUGACACUUCUGACUUCUGAGCAACACUAUACUCUGAUGGUAUGAGGCGAUAGCGAUAGUACUCACCGGCUUCACAGCUUGGGCUUUACAUUAAUGACAACUUCAUUGCCACAGUUAACUCUCUGUCUUACACUAUGCAAUGUAUACAGGUUAUUGAAAGUCAUUAAUAAUAUCAAAAAUUCUCCAUCUGUACAUUAAGAAAUUGGCUGUUGGUAGUUUCAUUCAGCUGAUUCCAAUCAUGUAUUGAUUUAUCAGCUGACUUUUAACAGCAAAUCACAUUCAAGCAGAUGUAAAGUGCAGCCUUUAUAACACUCCUGUCACCUCUUGGUUAUUUAACUGCCAACUCGCUACACCACACCUAUCUCUUCCUUAUGUGUUAAGUUUUAAUAUUUUUAAUUUAAUUUAGAAAAAGUAUUUAUUUAUCUGUGAAUUAGCAAGGGGUUAGUUGUUCCAUCAGAGUUCAUAUUUGCUGCUCAGAGAGAGCUCCAAAUACAGAGCAGAGCUUGCAUUAUCAAAAUAUAACUGGCUUACUACUUGUUAUAAAAUCAAAUCUAUGAUGUUUGUGCCUCUGAGUGAAAAAAGAGACCAGUUCAGACCAGUUCUUUGUAGUAAUCCUCCUUGAUGUUGUCCAUCUGUAUCUCAAUCUCAAUCUUUAUUUAUUUGUAGGCAUACUUUGCUGCAAACCGUGGUGGAAGGCAUGACAAUACAGUCUACGAAAUGGUGUUCUGCAAUAAAGCUUAUGGAUGAAUGAUAAUGUGGAUAAACCAGCAGAGACAUUUGGAAGCUUUCUUUGUGAGUGUUUGUUACCUUUAACUAAAGAAUUACAAUUGCAGCCAAAAAACUAAACGAUGUAAGGAGAUACACGUUUUUUUCUAAAUCAUGUUGUAUAGAGUUUUACCUUAAAAAGCCAAAGUGGUUAUAUAACAUAUUUUAUAAGCGAGUGAUUUUUACAGUGUGGAUGUGGUUUGACCUGCAUAUAUUUUGAGGACCGAUGUGGCUGAGGAUAUGUAUAUAUAGGAUGUCUCACUUUAUUUAAUAAAGACCAUAUUUGAUUCA
Messenger RNA from Trematomus bernacchii (emerald rockcod), 2862 nucleotides. RefSeq names its product potassium voltage-gated channel subfamily A member 7-like. Lineage: Eukaryota; Metazoa; Chordata; Actinopteri; Perciformes; Nototheniidae. The record is from RefSeq and is a predicted model, not a curated record. Gene Ontology annotation, molecular function: delayed rectifier potassium channel activity. Gene Ontology annotation, cellular component: membrane; voltage-gated potassium channel complex. Gene Ontology annotation, biological process: potassium ion transmembrane transport. The transcript is spliced from 2 exons. The coding region runs from base 273 to 1025 and encodes 250 amino acids.